GAAGGACGCACCAAUGAGGUCGACUUGAGCGGUGAUCCUGAGGUGGAGCCUCGCGCCUUCAGCGCGUUGCUCAUGUACCUCAUGUCCGACUGCUUCUCUUCCAAGGGAGACAUCAACUUCGCGUUUGCCGUGCGUCGCCUGGCAGACCGCUAUGGUCUAAUGCAGCUGGUGGACAAGGUCGAAGAGGAGUUGGAGGGACUGCUGCGUGCUGACAACGUUCUGAGCUUCUUCGGGAAGGUGGUGGGCAGUGGUGGCCGCCUUGAGUCGGCUUGCCUCGA
Symbiodinium necroappetens is the source of this 278-nucleotide messenger RNA. The record is from the annotation of a GenBank genome assembly. NCBI's taxonomy places the organism in Eukaryota, Dinophyceae, Suessiales, Symbiodiniaceae.